CAAAAUACGCGGAAGUGGUAGGCGGAAGAAGCCUCGGCGGAAGCGGUCUGGUCUGUCAAGGGAGGACACAUUUAGCACCAUUUGACUCAACUAGCCUGACUUAACCAAAUUGCAGCGAUUCUCUGCCCUUUUCGUCGACGCCACCACCCACUGCGAUGAUCCUGUUAGAAAUCAAUAACCGCAUUAUAGAAGAGACCCUGUCGUUGAAGUUCGACAGCGCAUCAAACGGAACCAAGCCCGAGGCUGUUGAUGUGACGUUUGCAGACUUCGAUGGCGUGUUGUACCACAUUUCCAACCCAAAUGGUGAUAAGACCAAAGUGAUGGUCAGCAUUUCCCUGAAGUUCUACAAGGAACUACAGGAGCAUGGGGCUGAUGAGCUGCUGAAGAGAGUGUACGGAAGCUUCCUUGUUUCACCAGAGGCUGGCUACAAUGUGUCACUUCUUUAUGACCUGGAUACCCUACCAGGCAACAAAGAUGAGGUUGUGCACCAAGCAGGGAUGCUGAAGAGAAACUGCUUUGCCUCCGUGUUUGAAAAAUACUUCAAGUUCCAGGAAGAGGGCAAAGAGGGUGAGAAGAGGGCUGUGGUCCACUACAGAGAUGACGAGUCCAUGUAUGUGGAGGCAAAGAAAGAUCGGGUGACGGUGGUGUUCAGCACAGUCUUCAAAGACGACGAUGAUGUCAUAAUUGGCAAAGUCUUCAUGCAGGAGUUCAAAGAGGGUCGCCGAGCAAGCCACACAGCCCCACAGGUGCUGUUCAGCCACAGGGAGCCGCCUCUGGAACUCAAAGACACAGACGCAGCUAUCGGAGACAACAUCGGAUACAUCACCUUUGUCCUUUUCCCACGUCACACCAAUGCCAAUGCCAGAGACAACACCAUCAACCUCAUCCACACCUUCAGGGACUACCUGCAUUAUCACAUAAAAUGCUCCAAGGCUUAUAUUCACACUCGCAUGAGGGCCAAGACGUCAGACUUCCUCAAGGUUCUCAACCGUGCCCGACCGGAUGCUGAGAAGAAAGAGAUGAAGACCAUGUCUGGGAAGACCUUCUUUCGCUGAUGCCCAGCGCCAGGACAGCUGAGCCGAAGCCACCGUCCGUGGCCACAUGCAAACGCGCCACGCUGCGACUCAACGGCACAUUGGACAGGCCUCCAGGAUGCCUCUAAACGCCCCACACGGUCCACUCUCUAAAUUCUUUCUUUCUCUCUAUUUUUCUUUAUAACAAAUAGUAAAGUUGAUGGGAACAGCCAAGGCUCAAGAUCAUGAAAACAGGGCAUUCCUUGCUUUGCAUAGUUAAAGCGCACUAUCAGUCAUUCAUAUAUAUAUAUAUAUAUAUAUAUAUAUAUAUAUAUGAAUGCCAUUUUUGAUACAAUAUAUUUUUAUUCCACUUGGUACUCUUACAUGACCUUCACCACUUCAUUUUACGCGAUGGUUUCAAUACCCCCUUCUGCGCUUUCAUCUGUCAUUGUCAUUUGAGGGAAAAAAAAUAAAACGCUGAAAUACCACAACAUUAUCUCGGGUCGUGUGUGUAUAAUAUCCGGAGGUGGAAAACACUACCCACACUCUGUACCAACAUCGAAAUGUGAUGUUCGGGGUCGGGGGAGAUUUUUUCAGGCAGAACAAUUAAAUGCUACAAUUGAUGUUGACUUGUGAAUUGACCGGUUGCUAUUGAAUACUAACAUUGUAUUCAGCUAAACAGACACAAAGUAAAUUUGUGAGAAAAUUGAGAUGGAUCAUUAUUUUAGUUAUAUGUACAGUGUAAUUUUUGUGUCAUUUUUGUUUGGUGGAUUUAAAAUAUGUGCCUUGGCUCAAUAAAGAUUUGGAAACAC
Hippocampus zosterae (dwarf seahorse) is the source of this 1825-nucleotide messenger RNA. RefSeq names its product actin related protein 2/3 complex, subunit 2 (gene arpc2). The record is from RefSeq and is a predicted model, not a curated record. Gene Ontology annotation, biological process: actin filament polymerization; Arp2/3 complex-mediated actin nucleation. Gene Ontology annotation, molecular function: structural constituent of cytoskeleton; actin filament binding. The coding region runs from base 156 to 1055 and encodes 299 amino acids. The transcript is spliced from 10 exons. NCBI's taxonomy places the organism in Eukaryota, Metazoa, Chordata, Actinopteri, Syngnathiformes, Syngnathidae. Gene Ontology annotation, cellular component: actin cytoskeleton; Arp2/3 protein complex.